AUGGCUAGUGUAGUCUUCCACACCCUUAGUGGCACAGCCGUUGCCUUAGCGUCGGUUGAUGCGUCGCUCGAGGACAUUCAGCGGCUGGCCGCCCGCCUCAUUCCCAGCACACGGUUUUGGGUUGUCAUUCCGCCUCCUUCCAUCCGCGCCGCUCACAUGCACACGCACAUCCGCCUUCGCAACGGCGAUGCGUUUGGCUUUCUGCCUGACUCAACUCAACCCGGUUCUACACGGUUCCCUGCUCUGCACUACCCAUCCCUUGAUAGGGCGCGGCAGGUCGCCAGCUGGUCGUUGUCUUUCAGGUUCGACACAGGCGGCCCCGUCACCCUGUGGACAACCUCCAGCCGUUUUGGCCAGCUGGUGUAUGUACGCGACAAUGCGUAUUGGGAUCCUCUAGGCCCCACAUUUCGAAGCUUAGGUGGCGAGACCCUAACGGGCUCCUGGGUACCAGUCCUUACGGGUGACCUGUCGGACCUGCAUCUAAUGUCCCGCACCUCAAUUUCUGAAGCGCAUGUGCUCUUUCUCCUGCCGCCAGAGCAGACACCGGUGGGGGUCUUCCUAGCGGGCUGCAACACCCAUCGCAUCCCCUUCGGAUGGCAACUGUUACCUGCCAUUCGUUAUGUGCGUGCUGGUAGCACGUUGCGGGACGGGGACGUCUUGGUUAUUGCCCCGAAUGCUGAUCUUGUUUGGGACCCCUUCAGCACACAGCCUCCCAGUCUAGAUGAUGCUCAGCCGCAGCGGGCCCAGCACACCUGGCAUCAACCUCUGACCUCUGCCUCGCCUGGCUCCACGGUUCUGCUUGGCGCUCUCGCGGUUUCGGUUGGUCGCGCUCCCUGGUGGUUAGGGCUAGCCCUCGGGGUUGUGCUAGGGUCUAGCAUGGUGCCUUCUUACGAGCUCCUCGAUCCGCCCAUCCGAGUUGGGCUGUAUCCAUGGCGCGCACGUCCAGGUGAAGGCGACCUUCUUGAUCUUUCGGCCCGACCUGAAUUGGAUAUUGUUUUGCUUAGUCCUUUCACAGGGCCUCGGGAGGCGGGUCGUCUGUAUACCUCCAAUUCCGUUACUGAGCUUAACACAUUGAUGCAGGCCUGUGAGCCGGCCUGGGGUGCCGACGUUGCGCCCGUCUGGCCGACAGCCGCCCUUCCAGCCUUGUUGGUCGUGCCGCGUCCCCCUGAUCCCAGCCUCGUGUGCCUGGCGGUGUCCUCUUUGGAUCGGCAUUUCUCUGUCUUGAUCCCCUGCUCCUCCACUCUGUCAUGGUUGGGGGAGGCUCUCCGUUUUCUUCAGCCAUUACAGGCGCUCUCCCUGCGGGCGCCUAGUUCCUUGGCCGCGUCGACGCCUCAUGACGGCGUUAUCAGAUGGCGUUCGGGUGAUCUUGUUGUCGCCCUGCCUCCGGCAGCCUUCGAGCCUACUUACCAGCCCCCGUGCUUCCACACUGAUGCGCAGGUUCGGCAUUGUGCUGUCUGGGCAGUCGAUUUCUCGGUCUCUGUCCGGACCAAUUUUAUACUUUGGCGCCCCGGGGUCCGUGCAAUCCGGGGACAUGCACCCGAAGGGGCCCAGUGGCGGGCCCUCGACUUUACGUUUGCUGGGGACUUCUGCCAACACUAUCCUGGGCGCUGGGUGCCGGUACCAUGGAUUGCCCAAGACCAUGCCCAUUUAGUUGUGGUGUCCGAGGACCCGACAUAUGUCAAUGUUGUCAUUGAAGCUGACGGUAAGUGCUGGUGUGCCCCAGUAACUGCAGCGACGGACGCCUGGCAGUUAUGGAAUGAUGUUCCCUCCAUCUCCACUCAGCCACGAGUCCUGGGUCUUUCACACCAGGAACUGCGCCAAGGCACUGUCCUUCGCAAUGGUGACGUUGUGUCAGAAGCUCCCCAGGGCGCCCUACCUUCAGGCGGCGUUCAGGCUCUCCUCGCUUUCUUUCUCUCUGUCCGCUUUCUACCAACUUUCCCGAGCUCCUUGGUUCUGAUUGCUGGCUUGUUUUUCGGCUGGCAUAAUGAGGCCGCCGGUGCACGUCACCUUACCCUCGCGGUUGGCCUCGCUGCCACCGGGCAGGGUCAUGUUGAGGCAGUUAGGAUGUCUGACACACCCUAUCCUGCAGGGGAAUGUCACCGCCUCUGGGAGCCCUCCGGCUCUGUGUCAGGGCCGUUCUUUGGCCCCGUGGAUCGUCCGCCUGAGGAGUUGCGUCAUGCCGCUGUUGCGUGGUCUGAUUUUACUCAAGUCCGGCCACCGCAAGAUCCUCGCAUAGUGGAUUGGGUGCCCGUCCCUUCGGAUCCUCUCUUCGUUGUGGUCCUGCUCCAGUGCCCGCCUGCGACUCGAGCCGCCAUCCUGCCAGCCACGUGUCACGCUGCCGACCUUACUCGAGCGUGUCGACGGUCGGUCCCUGAUUUAGCUUGUGUUUUAGCCUCGCCGGAAAUCUGGUGUGGCACUGCCACUUCCUAUACCCCAACUCUUUUCCUUCGGUCUGGGGACGUGCUGACCCUGGCAUGUGCCGGCUGGGCUCCACGCUUGCGCUCUCCCAGCGGCCGCUAUUGGGAUACCUUCUAUCAGGCCCGUAAAUUUGCCUUUUGGGGUAGCCCCUUUCAGAUCCGCCUGCCAGGCCUCUUGUUUGCGUGGUCGGCCGGUGAUCCUGUUCCCUUGACGGUUCAUACCGUUCAAAAUGAAGUGUGGGACCCGGAACACUGCACAUUCCGACCCUCUUUGGCCCGGUACAGUGUUGCCCGUUGGAUCCCGGCUGCCCGUUGUGAUCUGCUUGGCCUCCACCUUGUCCCGGAGAGCCUUAACCCGCACCGUGCACAUGUUUUGCCCACGCAACCACCUCUUCGGUUGCUGGAGGUCUCCCGUUACAGCACACAAGGUCUGAUUAGGGAUGGCGAUAGCGGCUCUUUUGGUAGCAGAGCUCCCUCCCCGCGUCUUCUGUUGUGCCUUGCUGGCCUUCUGCUGACGCGGAAUGCCUUGUCGCUCUGGGCUAGUGGCGGGGCUCUCCUUCUUGCAGGGGCAUCCUUUGGGGCUUUCCCCUUCAGUGACACCCUUGUCUUAUCGAGUGUUGCUCAUGGUGCGAUGUCGUGGCCCGCUCUGCUCUUUGACAUCUAUGGGCGAGCUUGGGGGGCCCCUUCCGAAGCCCCUCGUGUAGCGGAUGCAGCCGCGAAGACCGUACCUGAUCGGAGAUUAGAUCUCAAUGAGGCGGGUCAUCAUUAUGCCGGCCUGGCCGCUCAUUACUUGGCUAGGCACUUGCUGGUGAGUAUGCCUCCCACGCUCCCUCCCUGUUAUCACUCGGGCUGGCUCCGUUUUUCGGCUUGGCCCGGCGGAGUGCCUGAUGAGCUGUUUAUCGCCACUGACGGCAGCGGCUUGCAAGCGGGAGGGUGGGCCUUCGCGGUGUGGGCCCUCUGGAAAAAGACAUGGUUUCGUGUGGGGUGGGACGCUGGUAGCCUGCCUGCUACCCCAUGGCUCCCUACUCCCACUGCCACUGCCACGGACCUCCGGUCGUACCUGGGAGAGCUUAGCGCCCUUGUUUCUGCUGCGGCCUGGUUCACUGCCUGGUGGGAUCACUUGAAGCUACACACUGGCCAUGCAAUCCAAUCUCGUUGCACCACCCAUUUCCGUCAUGUGCCCGGACAUGCCGGUGCCCUGGUUAAUGAGAUUGUUGAUGCCCUUGCCGGUUAUGGACGUUGGUCCUCACAUGGUUUUCUCAGCUUCCGCUCCGGCGCAGAAAAGGGUAUGUUCGGCGUUGAGAUCUGGGUUAGACCUGAUGUUGUGUCACCCAAGCUUGAUCUCGAUGACUUUCGCAUCCGGUUUGCCAGCCCGCGGCUGCUGUUAGUACAAUGCCAACGUUCGGACUUUCCGGUGACCCUGGUCGCGGCUCAUGCACCGCACGCUGAACGCCCGGAACAUGAAAUUCGGCGCUUCUGGCAAGACCUGCGGGUCCAGCUUCUGCCAGCAUGUAAUCGGGGAGUCGUCCUGGCAGGCAUCGAUGCAAAUGCUGAUUUUGUGGGACGUGAUGAAGAAGAGGUUCUGGUCGGUGACUUACUGUCCCUCCGACCGGCUCGCUUGGCCGAUGACUUGCUUCUUGCCUGCCUGCAUGACACCUCUCUUGCUGCCCCUGGUACUUGGGCUGAAACCCACUCCGGCCCUUCAUGGACCUGGCAGCAUACCGGCGGUAAGGUCCAACGGCUUGACCACCUGCUUGUCACUGGUGGUGUCGUUGUUCGUGGCCAUCGCCAAUUCCCUGAACUUGACAUCCUGAACGGGGAGGCGCGAGAUCACAUGCCCAUUACGGAUCUGGCUCCACUAAAGUCCGUCAGUUAUGCACUGCGCACGCUGCAGCUGUCCGACUGCUACCGGCGAGACCUCCGUUGUGCCGGCGCCAACCCUACCUCUCAGAUACGGCUGCUGGUCUCCUUGACACCCUUCGUGAUGCCAGAGCUGAGCUACGUCGUCUCGCUUCUCUUCAGCGACAGCAGCUCUGUGCACUUGCCUUUCAUGCUUGGCACGGUCGGCCACCACCAGCUCCUGCUCGGCGCUGGGAACGCUCAUGCCCAGGCCCGGAUUGACAAACAGGCCUAUUUUGAAUCCCUGCUAGUCGGAGCUAUCGAUCACUGGCAUGCCACGGGUCGCCCUCUUGAGGCUGUCUCCAAGCUUUCAUGGGCGUCCAAAGGAGCUAAGCAGAAGCGCGAUGUGCGGGCCGCCAGUGGCUUCAAUAUCGAUGCUGAACUGCAGUUACAGUUCCAACAACAAGAAGGAGGACGCCCCGUGUCGAGCGCGCAACUCAACAGCGCUUUUGCCAAAUGGGCUGACACUGCCCGCCCAGUUUGCCCGGCAGCGGUCCCUUCCCUUCUGGACGUUGAACACAUGUCUGGAAAGCUUGCCCCGACAAAGCUGGACGAUGGUUAUGGCCGAUUUGGCUUCACCUCGCUUGGGGAGAGGCUGAGCCCCUUCAUUUCAAAGCCUCCAUUGUUGGAGCCCUUCAUAAGAAAGGCCCGGCCCACCUGCCCUCCAAUUUCAGAUCUAUUGCCAUGCUUAAUGGUGUUGCGAAACUUUGGCACUCUCAGUUGCGAGCUACGCUCGGUCAGGAAAUCAUUGCUCAUUACUUCCCCACACAGCUCGGCGGGCGGCGUGGGGUCGAUACUGGACUUGCGCUGGGCGUCUUUCGCUCGGCGGUUGACCUCGCCACUGUACGCCACCGAUCAUGGGCUGCCUUGUUUGUUGAUAUCCAAGCAGCUUACUAUGAGGCUGACGUAUAUUCUGCUCUUUGAGGGGCGUGACCUCGAUGAAGCGUUGCAAGGGCUGCGCCUGCCGGAACACGUCCACGGACUCAUCCGAGAUGGGGUCCUCUCUGGUUUAGGUGUUCCGCCUGACCAGAUCGCCCUGCUCAGGGAUUGCGUUGAAUGCUCCUUCUGGAGGUUGGUCGGUCAGCCUCAGGCUAUUCUUGCCAGCCGUGGAUCUCGGCCGGGUGACGGUUUGGCCGAUGUUCUCUUUGGCGCGCUCUUUGCAGUCAUCCUUCAAUGCCUUCACCACGCACUCCGCGCUGAAGAUAUUGUGCAUGCAUCCACCUCAGAUGCGUUGGGGAACCCUGACACCGCGCUUCAAAUUGCUUGGGCAGAUGACCUUUGCCUGCUUGUCGAUUUCCUGCGGGCUACCUGGGCCGUCUCUAAACUCCAGCGUUUGUGCUCGAUUGUCUUGCAAGUCUUCGAGGCUUUUCGCUUUCGGGUGAACCUGGGAGCCGGUAAGACUGAGGCCCUAGUCCACCUCCAAGGACCGGGGGCUAAUGAGGCCAGGAAGGAACUCCUGUCGCCCGUUCCUCAGCUCCACCUCACUGAUGGGCGGUGCAUUCGGGUUGUACCCGAGUAUAAGUACCUCGGGGUUGCGCAACGUUGCCGGGAUACCGGCCGCCGUGACAUCGAAGCCGCAGCAUCCCGAGGCAACGCCAUUUGGACCCAGGCUGCUGGCCUCGUGCAUUCUGACCAUCUACCUUGGGUCCUGAAACUUGUGUGGCUCCAGGGGCGUACACUCCCCGCGGCCUACUCCUCCCUUGCCACUACGCUUGCGCAUUCUGAGCGAGCGUGGGGGCCUCUUCAAGGUUUCCUUGAUAAGUGCCUGCGCCAACUUGUCGGAGCCUGGGAUGCCGGCCACCAUGUUGCCUCCGCUCAACUGCGGGCGUGUACGGGAGUGCUUGAUGUCGAGUGUGCCACUCUCAUUGCUAGAGUCCGUCUUCUCUGUCGCAUUGUGUCAGGCCGUUCGGCUGAGGUUUUUGACCUCUUUCAAGCCAGUUGGGAUCGCGGUGGAGAGUGGUCCUCACUCCUUGCUGACGCCGUCCGCAAGGUCUGGCCUGCUUGUGGCCUUCCAGACCUACGCACUGGGGAGCCUACCUUGGAAGGGAUCCGCCGGCAUUCCAAAGCCAUUUUGGCUGCAUGUCGCAAGAUCAGCCGUUCUGGGACGAUGCUCCUCGCGCUCCACCGCGCUUGGAAUAGCCGUCAGCCUCCUUCUCCUAAGAAGAUCAUUGGGGUUGCGGCCCCACAUGUUUGCCCCGAAUGUGGGGUGACCCUGCCUUCGGCCCAUGCUCUUGCUGCGCACCUUCACCGUCUGCACGGGCGUGUCGCACUCUGUACCCAGUAUACACUUGGCACCGUGUGCCUCUGGUGCCUCAUUGAAUUUCAUAACGCCGCGCGCCUCCGCUAUCACCUGCUCAACUCGCCUGCGUGUGAGCAUGGCUUACGCUGUUGUGUUGGGCCCGUCUAUGUGUAUGGGUCCGGCACCAAGCGUCGCGGCCAGCAAGGGCAUGCUCGGGCGCCGGUUUUUCGUCUUACUGGGCCAUGUAAUGCCACUCCAGCCCAGCGACGGGCUGCUGAAGAAGACCGAAACUGCACUGCAGAGGAGCUUGCUGCUGAGCUCCAUGCCUUGGCGCCUGGCCCUGGAUUUGCUGAAGGCGCAAGGUCUUCACCUGUUGUCCCUUUCCGACGGGCUACCGAUCCGGCUGAGGGAACCCCUGUCCCUCCUACCGGUUGUGCACCAGUCGCUGUUGGCCUCGCUGCAGUUGCACAUGCUGCCGUCGAUGGUGUGAACCCCCCUAAUGAGGCAUCUUCGCCUCUCUCGCCUUUCUCCCCGCAUCCUCCCCCUCUUGCGGUGCCGGCUCAGGUUUCGGCCUGUCUACUCUCGGCCUUUUUCUUCGAUGAGUUUCCUGACGACUGCGACCUUCGAGUCCCGUCCUGUCGCUGGUCUGGACUUGCGCCAGGUCUCUGGUGUCUUCCUUGCAGUUGGAAUUGGUGUUGGCGCCUCUUUUGCGCUUUCGACAUGCGUCACCCUUGGUCUGGUGAUGUGUGGCGCCUGUCGGCCUUUCUUCGUCGUGAGGAGCGCCCCUCUGCCCUUCCACGGCUACGUGGCCCUUCUGGAUUUGGCCAAGCUGCAGCAAGUCGCAUCCUUUUUCUGCGUCGGAUGUUGACUUUCCUUCAUCUCAUUCGCCAGCUUCAGCUCGGCGCUGUCCUUUGGAGCGCUCAGCCCCUCCCCGGUGCCUUUUGGGAGUUGCUGGGCCGUGUUGCCCCUGCUGCGGUCGGCGCUUCGGCGGUCUCCGUGCUCGGCUUUGGUUCGGUCGUCAGCUUGCCGGGGGUCGUCCCCUCGGCGCUUGCUGCCCUCUCUGCCGGCUGCCUCGCUUCCGCUCUGCCGCGUCGCCUCGCCUUUCCACAUCAGCUCCUUUCGGCGAGCUGA
Messenger RNA from Symbiodinium sp. CCMP2592, 7686 nucleotides. NCBI's taxonomy places the organism in Eukaryota, Dinophyceae, Suessiales, Symbiodiniaceae. The record is from the annotation of a GenBank genome assembly.